UCAGUUUAAUCUCUGUAGUUUGCCAGUGGAUGGACAGUAAGAAUGGCCAACCUGCUUCGUCCACUGGCGAGCAUUCCACAUGGACUGGCUGUCAAGGUAUUGAAAGUUGUAGCUUGUGUGUUCAUCGUGUACACAGUGUGGAUGGCACAGCAGCUGAAUGCCUACAAGAAGAGAGAAAAGGCCGAGUGCAGUGGUGUUGUGAAUGGCUAUACGCAACAUGGAGCAGGUGGACUCAAGAGACUCAGCUGCUCUCCCAGACACUACUCCUCACUGAUGGCAGCGGAAUGUUUUCGUAAUUCUCGAGUUCAGUUCAUGGGAAGUUCCCAAAUGCGGACUGUGUUUUCUAAGACUGUUGAUUAUGUGAAGACUGCCCCAGAUCAUCCUGUGUAUAUUUCAACUAAAGGGACCGCAUUGAAGCGUAGGAAUCAUGAAUACAACUUCACCGAUAUACCAUCCAGUUUUCACUUCACGUAUUUACCCUUUGUCUAUCCGAAAUGGGCAAACGCGAUGAAAGAUUUUGAUGAAGCAUCCCAGAAGUCAGAUUUGAUCGUCAUUAGUGCUGGUCUGUGGAAGGGGAACGCUGACCCAUCUCUUGCCGACAUGCAGAAAUAUAUCAGGAUCUUGAAAUCGACUCUCCCGGUCGUUUCAUCGAUUGUUCAAUCAUCCGGCACGAAGCUAAUUUGGAUCAAGAACCCUCUGAAUGCAAAUGACAACGCUCAGCAGAUCAAACAGGUAUCUGAUAUCUGGUCACGUUACCAGGCUGAUGACAUGUAUUUGCUGGACCCACGCCGUGUAAGAUUAGUACACGGUGAUGUUCACUAUGGUGAUGCAGACUAUGACACGAUCACCCAGGCGAUCAUGAACAUCUAUUGCAACUCUGGCAUUCCACCAGCAACCCCUCACCUGUGCUGCCAGCCCUGGUCCCUCAAACUGACUACUGUGCAAGUGAUGCUUCUAGUCUUCUGUAUAAUCGGUGCGGUAUACUGGACCGCUGAGCAGCUGUGGCAGGCAUUAGCAAGAUCAAUUUCACAGCCGACCAGCAGCAACACGACACCAACGAGUAAGAGCGGUCAUCUCCCGGCUGGUGUUUCACCACUGUCAGCCAUAUGCCAGUGCAUCACAUUGCUUGGAAUAGUGCUUCUCUACAGCUACCUGGCCGGCAGGACACCACUAUUGACAAAAGGGGAGAAGCAAUUCAGCUGGACAUCAUUUGCCGUUCCAUUGGCAAUUUUGGGAAUUCUUGGCUUUGUGACGUACCAACCAGUCAAAGAUGCGUCUGUUCUAAACCGUCAGCAAACCUGUGAAACACGAGGAUGGAUGCAGCUAGUAUUGCUGGUGUAUCAUUACACGGAUGGGAUCCAGGUUCUUGGUCUGUACUUCGUAGCGCGACUGAUUGUAGCAGUCUACAUCUUCCUAAGUGCCUAUGGACAUUACACGUAUAGUUUGAAGCGUGGAGCAAGCAGUUGGUCUCGUGUAGCUGAGGUCCUGUUCCGUCUAAAUCUCUACACCGUUCUACUGUGCUUGACUAUGGAUGUACCGUAUCUUCACUACUAUUUUGUACCACUGAUCUCAGCAUGCUACUUACUAGUACUACUGGUUGCUGCCAUACCUCCAGUUGCAUGGAAUCAGGAUACCUCUCCUUGGAUGCAGGUGAUCAAAGCAGUGUGUCUUGCAAUGGUCCUCGGCGUUUAUCGAAUGCUACCGGGUCCGUUCAACACAGCUAUUAUGUUCACACCCCUCCGAUAUCUACUCCUGGAUGACAAUCAUUCACUUCGAGAGUGGACGUUUCGUUUCAGUCUGGACAUUCUAGCUGUGCCCACAGGGAUUGUGUGUGCAGUGUUCAUGCAUCGAUUCCCUGAUAGAAGUAAAUGGAUUGUCUCUGGCAGCAAGACUGCUUCAGUGAUGACCUUCCUGUCUGCAUUGAUCAUAGCCCUGUACUGCGGAUUAAUGGCAAUGAGCUGUACUAGUAGAAAAGCAUGUUAUCCGGUCCAUACGUACGCAUCACCAGUCGUGCUCGUAGGAUUUGUUCUUGUACGCAACACGUGGGAACCACUACGCAAGCAUUACAGCCAGUUCUUUGACUGGGUGGGAGUCUACUCACUGGAGCUGUUCUUAGCCCAGUAUCACGUCCUGCUGGCUGAUGGCCGCAGAGUGCUUGUCCUGGUUGAGGGUAAUCCAAUCCUCAACAUCUGCGUUCUAACAACUAUCUUUGCAUUGGUAUCACACACUGUAGCUGAGUGUACACAGAUGUUGGUCAGUGCAAUGCAUAGCCUAGCGCCAGAGAAAGACGACACCCAGAGCUAACAAUCAGUAUUGUGAUCAUACGUCUGCAUGUGUACAUGAACUUCCCUUGUUGUCACUAGUUGCUACUACAGAGUUCAGUGCGCCAGCACAAACGAUACAAUCAUGUACAGGCGCUCUUGGUGAAAUCUGACCCAGAGUGCAUCUUUGGGGCCCUCGACUUGCACGGCCCUUGACGCCCUAUAAGGGGCACGAGUGCGGCUGUAUGUGCACAUGCACAAAAUACCACAAAUGCAAUGAUGUAAUCGGAAUUGGUCCAGGGUGCCAGGUUUGCACUUUGAGCCAGAUUUCACUGAGCGCAACUGUGCAUGCAUACUAGUACCACAGUUCUACACACAGCAACAAGCUGCAGCUCAUGAUACUGAUAUACAGGCAAUUAUUUCUAUUAGACUGAUGUGAAAACUUCAAUGCAGCAUCAUUUUAUUUAUAUUGUUGAGAGAUUUCAAAUCUCUAUUAUCUAGCUGGUCUGGUACAGGCGAAGUCCUCAUAAAACGCAUCCCACAGGACCAACGGAAUCACCUGCAGGUGUUACACAACACCACCCUGCAUACAAUCAUAUUAUGUGCUAAGGAUCUGAGAGAUGCUGUGUACCAGCCAUGUGUUAUUCAUGCGUAUUUUUUAGUAAUUGUUUACCCAUUGAUUAUGUCUGCUGUACAAGGUACAGUAUCGCCUUA
Molecule: messenger RNA, 2975 nt
Organism: Sycon ciliatum
Lineage: Eukaryota; Metazoa; Porifera; Calcarea; Leucosolenida; Sycettidae
Product: N-acetylneuraminate 9-O-acetyltransferase-like
Exons: 19
Coding region: 43-2304 (753 amino acids)
Source: RefSeq, a predicted model, not a curated record